Messenger RNA from Labeo rohita (rohu), 4173 nucleotides. RefSeq names its product NACHT, LRR and PYD domains-containing protein 3-like. The transcript is spliced from 7 exons. The coding region runs from base 167 to 3100 and encodes 977 amino acids. Gene Ontology annotation, molecular function: protein binding. The record is from RefSeq and is a predicted model, not a curated record. Lineage: Eukaryota; Metazoa; Chordata; Actinopteri; Cypriniformes; Cyprinidae.
GUAGACUGUGAACGACAUCAGGAAAGAAAAGCUGUUUGUUAAUAAUGUGAAUCAAUUUGAUAACAGAUCAGUUUGAUGCUGCUGUCUACAGACAUAAUGGAUUUAUAAAAUUAAUGAAAUUUGUGAUUAAUGAUCUUCAUUUUUGAGACGACGCACUGACUGUGAAAUGAGUCUCUGUGAGAAAAGAGAGGAGGAGGAGGAUGUUCACUCACAUAAAGCAGCUUCUCCUGAACCCAGUUGUGUGUCUAUUAGAAGUGAUAGAUCUAUUGGAAAUCGACCUGAUCUCAGUGAUAGAGCAGUGACCUCUGACACAUUUGUGAUAGUAAAGAGUGAUGGUGUGAUUGGAUCAGUGAUGCCCCAUCUGACCUGCACUGACUCUGACCGUCAGACCCUCAUCAGGCAGAGAGUCAAAGACCAGCACAAAACCAGCAUGAAGAACAAGCAUGAGAGCUUAUGUGAGGGAAUCAGACUAGAAGAAAAUCAAACCCUCCUGAACAGGAUCUACACACAGCUCUACAUCAUAGAGAGAGAGAGUGAAGGAGUAAAUAAACAACAUGAGAUUUUACAGAUGGAGAAAACAGCCAGAACACAAGACACUCCAAUCUAUUGCAAUGACAUCUUUAAUCCCUUACAUCAACAAGGAAAUGAGAAAGGCAAAAUCAAGAUUGUUCUUACUAAAGGCAUUGCUGGAAUUGGAAAGACCGUCUCUGUGCAGAAGUUCAUUCUGGAUUGGGCCGAAGGAGAAGCAAAUAACGAUGUAGAUUUCAUGUUUGUGCUUCCAUUUCGAGAGCUGAACUUAAUUAAAGAUCACCAGUACAGUCUUCACAGACUUCUGCUGGACUUUCAUCCUGAACUUCAAGAUCUGGACUCAAAGAUUUAUGAGAAAUGUAAAGUUGUGUUCAUCUUUGAUGGUCUGGAUGAAAGCAAAAUUAAACUUAGGUUUUCAGACAGACAGAAAGUUUGUGAUGUGAAUGAAUCUUUAUCAGUGGGUUUGUUGAUGUCAAACCUCAUCAGAGGAGAUCUGCUUCCCUCUGCUCUCAUCUGGAUCACCUCCAGACCAGCAGCAGCCAAUCAGAUCCCCUCAAAAUACAUCAACCGUGUGACAGAAAUUCAGGGAUUCAAUGAGUCUCAGAAGGAGGAAUAUUUCAGGAAGAGAAUCAGUGAUGAGCAUCAAGCCAGCAGAAUCAUCUCACACAUAAGAAGAUCAAGAAGCCUCAACAUCAUGUGUCACAUACCUGUCUUCUGCUGGAUCUCAGCCACUGUUCUCCAAAACCUCUUGAAACAAGAUGACAGUGCAGAAAUCCCUCAAACUCUGACUGAAAUGUACAUCCACUUCCUGCUGACUCAGAUCAACAUGAGGAAUCAGAAGUAUGAUGAGAGAGGUCAGGAGAUAUCACUAAAGUUCAAUAGAGAUGUGAUUGUGAAACUUGCUGAACUGGCUUUCAAGCAGCUGAUGAAGGGCAAUGUGAUGUUCUAUGAGGAGGACCUGAUUGAGAGCGGCAUAGACAUCACUGAUGCCUCAGUGUAUUCUGGAAUUUGCACUGAGAUCUUUAAAGAGGAAUCUUUAAUUCAUCAGAGGAAAGUCUACAGCUUCAUUCAUCUGAGCUUCCAGGAGUUUUUAGCUGCUUUCUUUGUGUUUUAUUGCCUUGUAGUGAAAGAUAAUGCAUCACUGAAGUUGUUUCUAAAUGAUUUGUGGUACAGAUUUAGGGAUAAGUGUUUGUAUGUCCUAGUCACAUUAGCAGUUGAUAAAUCCUUACAGAGUGAAAACGGACACCUGGAUCUGUUCCUGCGAUUCCUGCUGGGAAUCUCUCUGGAGCCAAAUCGGAGACUCUUACAGGAUCUACUGACAGACACAGUGAAGAUCUCAAAGAGCAUCAGGGGAACCACACAGUACAUUAAAGGCAAACUCAAGGGUGAUGAAAAUAUUUUAGCUGACAGAUGCAUUAAUCUGUUCCUCUGUCUGCUGGAAAUGAAGGAUCAAACUUUGUACAGAGAGAUUCAGAAGUUCUUAAAACCAGAGAAUCUCUCAGAGAAACGACUCUCUCCGUCUCACUGCUCAACAAUCACCUACAUGCUUCAGAUGUCAGAGAAGGUGCUUGAAAAGUUUGAUCUGAAGAAAUACAACACAUCAGAUGAGGGCAGAAGGAGACUGAUACCAGCUGUGGUGAACAGCAAAAAAGCUGUACUGACAGACUGUAAUCUCACUGAUCAGUGCUGUGAAAGUUUGUCUUCAUCUCUACAAUCAAACUCCUCACUGAGAGAGCUGGACCUGAGUCACAAUGACCUACAGGAUUCAGGAGUGAAGCGUCUCUCUGAUGGACUGAAGAAUCCAAACUGUCAAGUCAACAUACUGAGAUUAUCUGGCUGUAUGGUGACAGAGGAAGGCUGUUGUUUUCUGGCUUCAGCUCUGAGUUCAAACCCCUCACACCUGAGAGAACUGGAUCUGAGCUACAAUCACCCAGGACAAUCAUUAGUCAAGCUGCUCUCUGAUCCAAACUACAGACUGGACAAACUCAACAUGGAUCAUGGAGGAGAGUCCAGGAUUAAAGCAGGACCACGGAAGUAUGCAUGUGAUCUCACACUGGAUCUAAACACAGUAAACACUCGUCUCAUUCUGUCUGAGAAGAACAGAAAGGUGACACAUGUGACAGAGAAUCAGCCGUAUCCUGAUCUUCCAGAGAGAUUUGAUAAAUGUCGUCAGGUUCUUUGUAAUGAGAGUCUGUCUGGAUGCUGUUACUGGGAGGUUGAAUGGAGCGGGUCUUCAGUUAAUAUAUCAGUGACAUACAAAGCAAUCGGCAGGAAAGGAAACGGUGAUGAAUAUUGGUUUGGAUUCAAUAAAAAAUCCUGGAGUCUGGCCUGUAGGAAUAGCAGAUUCACUGCCAGUCACAAUAAUAAAAGCACAGACAUACCUGUCCCUUCAAGCUCUAACAGAAUAGGAGUGUAUCUGAACCGGUCGGCUGGUGUUUUGUCCUUCUACAGCGUCUCUGACACAAACACACUCACACACUUACACACAUUCAACAGCAGAUUCACUGAACCCCUCUAUGCUGGAUUUGGAGUUUAUUCUGAUAGUUCAUUGUCUCUGUGUGAGAUUAAAUAACCUACAGUGAGAAACAACUGAGACAACAUUUGAGUGAAAAGAUGCUAACAUUUUUAAAAGUGUUUGUUUUUGAAAUUUUUGGUUACUGUAACACAUAUGACAAGCUAUAGGUGACAAUAUAAGACUUAUCCAUACUUAUCCAUAAUAUCUUUUUAAAUUCAUGGCAACGUAAACUAUGAUCAUAUGUGCUGUAGUGCAGUUGUGUUUUAUGCACUCAAAUACACAUAGUGCUAUUUCAUAUAAUGUUUAUUCAUAUAAAGUUUGCCACACAUAAUCAGAUUCUUCACAUCUGAUAGCCUAAACAAUGAGUUGUAUAUUGUACAUAAAACAAUAUUAUUGAAUUAUAUUGUUAAUAAAACAAAUGCUUAGUUGAGAAUGUCUACUACUAGUCUACUAAUCUUUAGCUGACAAUCAACAGAUAAUAAACUAGUGAUUUUGAUGGUUAAGUUACUUGUCUAUUGAAACUGAUGCACUGUUGUCAUGCUACUAAGUAAGUACUGAUAACUAGUAGAGUUGAUGGGCUAUCAAAGUAAAGUGUUACAAGAAAGUCAUUGUUACAUAUAAUCUUUGUGAUAUUUAUAUUCUGAGUCCCAUUGGUGACGUUGAGGGGAGGUUCCCAUUCCUAGAAAGUCACUAAAUAGGCUGCGAGGUGACAAUGUCUCUCUCUCUCUCCUGCACCACUUCCUAUUGUUCUCAUUGUUCUCUUUCAUCGCCUCUUUGGGGCUAUUUUUGUUAUUUUAUGCUUGGGUUUAAGCUGUGAUUUUGUGAUUUGAUAUCUAUUAUUCUUUGUUAUUUAAUCAGUAGCGAGUAGUUUAUUUAUUUAUUAGUUCACAUUUUGUUCAGUUAGUAAUAGCUGAGUGAGGGAAGCAGCUGACCGGAAGACUCACCUGUUUUAUUUUUAUUUCAGGAGUCAAAUAAAAACUGUUCUGAGAACAGGUGUAGUCAGUCGUUCUGCUUUCUUAGCUUCCCUACCUGUGAUCUGAUAUUCUUUCUUUGACACUAUUCAUUAGAUUAUGUUUGUAAAUAUUCUUUGUGAAUUGUCACGCUUUGAUAUUUAUGUUUGACUUAUUGAA